UCGUUGUUCUUUCGCUACAGGGACUUAGCGGCACGGAACUGCCUGGUGGGUGAGGCGAUGACUGUGAAGGUUGCAGAUUUUGGGCUGGCUCGCUACAUGGAACGUGAUGUGACGUAUCGGGCGCGGGAGGGAGCCAAGUUUCCCAUCAAAUGGACUGCACCUGAGGGUCUUGUCUACAAUUGCUUCUCCAUCAAAUCUGAUGUCUGGGCGUUUGGCGUGCUCCUUUGGGAGAUUGCAACCUACGGGGCUGCGCCAUAUCCCGGCGUAGAGUUGCAGGAUGUCUAUGUUCUCCUCGAAAAGGGCACACGCAUGGAAGCACCUCAGGGCUGCCCAGAUGCUGUCUACCAACUCAUGCUCGAUUGUUGGAGUUGGAACUCGGAGGACAGACCGAGCUUCAAGGAGAUGUACACGCGUCUUGAGACCAUUCGUACCUCCUCGGACAUCAACGAGGCCGUGGAGCACGAGCUUCAACGCCAUCGCAUUAGGAUGCCUCCUGCUCCUCUGCCUCCUCCACCUCCCACAACUGUUGCUGCCCUCGCUCCACGACGAAGCAGCAGCUGUGAUCGCAUGGAUGAGAGCAACCGUGAGUAG
This is a messenger RNA of Hydatigera taeniaeformis, 591 nucleotides long. Lineage: Eukaryota; Metazoa; Platyhelminthes; Cestoda; Cyclophyllidea; Taeniidae. The record is from the annotation of a GenBank genome assembly.